CACCAUUCAUUCUGCAGGACGGACACGCACGAGAGGACCGGGACAGUCUAAGCGACAUGAUGGCGGAGGGGAGCCGGGGGAAACGAAGGAAGCAGGCGAACCCGAGGAGAAACCAAGGAGAGGUGGAGGGCGUGCUCUCCCUGGGCUCUGAGGGGGAGGAUGAGGCAGGCGGCUGGAUCCUGGAGCCCCCGGACCGCCUGGACCAGACCCCCAGCACCGAGGGCACAGAGGCAGGCAGCCCCGCUUGCUCGGCCCAGAACCACAGCCUGAACCUGGGCCUCAGCCCCACCGCGCACUGGGCGGAGGGGGCCAGAGCUGGAGCCUGUUUGAACGGCACAGAGAGAGAAAAGGGCUCCUUCACCAUGUUCAACCACAGUCCAGAUAGCCAGUCCUCGGACAAUGUGGCCCAUUACGACUUCCUGGUGCAGCUGAGGACAGCCUCCAGCCCGGCCCGGCUGCUUGGACCCCGGCUCCACACCGGCUCCAGCACCCCCACGUCCAUGCUCCACCCUGGGGGCCGGCACAGGCACAGAGAACAAGUGCACCUCUGGUCAGCCCGGGCCCAGCACUCACCUGAGGGAGCAGACCUGAGUCCAGAGGGCUCUAGGACCCAGCAGCUCUGCCCCUUCUGCCAGAGGAGCUACCAGCAUGGGGCGUUGCUACGGGAACACAUGCAGUUCUGCCCAGAGAGGGAGGGUCCUCAAGGUGACUACACUGCCUCCUACAGGACACAGGUGGAAAUGCAUAUGCCUCUGCACAGCCCAUCACAGGACAAGCCCCAUGUGACUGACCACCUGACGGAGAGCAGGAAGUUCAAGUGUCUGCAGUGUGGGAAGGCCUUCAAGUACAAACACCAUCUGAAGGAACACCUGCGCAUCCACAGUGGUGAGAAGCCGUAUGAAUGUUCCAACUGCAAGAAGCGUUUCUCCCACUCUGGCUCCUACAGCUCCCACCUUAGCAGUAAGAAGUGUCUGAACGGACCUGGAGGAGGAGGAGGAGGAGAAGUGUCAAACGGCCAGCCAAUCUUCCGCUCCUCCCCAACACUGCCCUCCGCAGGCGGAAGGAGGAACAGUGGAGGGGGCUCUCCGUAUGGUACCCAGCCCCAGGACCGAGCCCAGAGACUGGGCUUGGGAGAGAAUCUCUCCCCCCUGGACCUUGGCAGCUCCAGGGCGCCCGGCCGGGUGUGGGACCCCAACGGGGAGUUCUCUCUCCUGGGCAGUGGGUUCCAGGGCUCUAGCCUGCUGCCUUACCUCCACUCCGGCCCUCGCUUCCAACAGGCCUUGCAGGCGAUUCUCCAAAGGGAGGUGGAGGAGGUGGGAGGAGGACAGUUCAGACCAGAGGAGGCCACGGCCAUCCACAACGGCGAGCACGAGGACAAGGCGUCUCCUGAUAGGUCGGCGAGGCAGCACGAGGGGGCGGAGCUUGGCGAGGUGGGCGGGGUUACGUGUGAGGGCUGCUCCCAGCUCUUCCCCAGCGCUGCUGUACUCCUGCAGCAUCAGAGAUACCUGUGCAGGACCAGCCGGCCGUCCGCAGAGAUGCCCGAGGGUCCUCGCGGUAAAGACCGCCUUUCCUUUCCCAGACCCCCAGACCUCCACCACCCUCCUGCCAUCCCCAACCUCCUCCCCAGGGACAGCUCCCCCCUCCCCAGACACGGAUGGCACUCCCUCCCCCAGCAGCUCCUGGUGGCUCUACAGCCCCGCCCCGAACCCCUGGCCUUGCGCUCCUAUUGGCCCAGCCAGGAGAAUGGCGGCCCCGGGCAGCCUAUCAGCCCCGUCCUGAUGGAGAUGUCGUCUCCAGGCAGACUGAAGAGAGGGAGGAUCUGCUCCUCUGGGUUCGGCUCGUCAGCCUGUCUGGACCUGUCCCCCGGCCCAUCCCCCCUCUCCCCACCCCCCGGCCGGGCAGCGUCCCAGAACAGGGCCCCCUGGUGGGCAGGGACCAGUGGGCCGACAGGGUCCCAGAACGAGCCCCUGGACCUCUCCCUGCCCAGGGAGCGAGGCCGGGCCUGCAACGGCCACCCUGCGCCUGGAGAGACGGGAGAGAGCAGAGAUGGAGGAGAGAGGAGAGAGAGAGGGGGGAGAGAGAGCAGAGAGAGAGAUGAGAGGGGGGAGAGACUCCAGGACCAGCACCCCAACACCCCCCCUCCUCACCCCUCCCACCCCCAUCCUACCCACAGCGGAGCCACUAUGCUGGGGGGGUCUGUGUUCAGCAGCUACCACCCCCUGUUCCCCCCCCUGCUCCAGGCUGGCCUGGGGGGGGCGGGGCAGGACACAGGCCCCUCCCUCGCCCUCCGAAGGCCUAGGCUCCUCCCACAUUUGCCGUUCCUCAGGGACUCAGAGAUCGACGCUGUCAUCCAGAAGAUGCAGCAGGAGAGACAAGGGGCGGAGGUUGUGGGUCGUGGCGGGCUGGACUUCCUGUCUGGAGGGGAAGUGGGUGAGGGAGGCAGGACCAGGAGGAGGCUGAGGAAGACGGAGGAGGGACUGUACGCCUGCAACAUUUGUGACAAGACGUUCCAGAAGAGCAGCUCACUGCUCCGCCACAAAUACGAACACACAGGUAAACGACCCCACGAAUGUGCCAUCUGCCAGAAGGCCUUCAAGCACAAGCACCACCUGAUCGAGCACAGACGGCUCCACUCCGGGGAGAAACCGUACCGCUGCGACCGCUGCGGCAAGCGGUUCUCCCACUCCGGCUCGUACUCGCAGCACAUGAACCAUCGCUACGCCUACUGUAGCCGUGACAACGACCCCGACCUCGACUUUGAGGACCCACCUUUGACCCCCGGGGCUGAACCACGUAGUCUGGGAGAGGGCACCCCGACCCCGAACGCCACCCCGACUUUCCUGAGUGACUGCAGCCUGGAUGAGCAUGGUGGUGGCCUCGAGGAGGAGGAGGAGGAGGAG
Molecule: messenger RNA, 2900 nt
Organism: Hypomesus transpacificus
Lineage: Eukaryota; Metazoa; Chordata; Actinopteri; Osmeriformes; Osmeridae
Product: zinc finger E-box-binding homeobox 2-like
Exons: 10
Biological process (GO): anatomical structure development; regulation of transcription by RNA polymerase II
Molecular function (GO): DNA-binding transcription factor activity, RNA polymerase II-specific; RNA polymerase II cis-regulatory region sequence-specific DNA binding
Source: RefSeq, a predicted model, not a curated record